AUGGACGUGAGGCGGGUCCAAGCUACCGAAGCCGGGCCGAAAAUUACGGUGACUAUUGUCUCGGCUUUGGUUUGGGCAGUUUUCGAGUGGAUGCUGAUGUUUUUGAUUAUUCUCAAUGCUGGGUUUUGGCAGUUGGUCACAAGAUUUGCACGCUACUGCCAGCUGCAAAUCCCGUGUUUGCUGUGCUCGAGCGAGAGCUUUAAUUUGUACAGGGAUUUAAUCUGCCAAAGCCACAAGCUAAAGAUCUCAUCUUUAUUCCUUUGCCGAACUCACAAUAACCUGGUUGAUGUACACGAAACGUGUGAGAGCUGCAUUUUAAACAAGUCGAAUUCCGAGACGUACAGAUUUGUGGUAGGCGAGAUGGGAGCUGUGCCUCAUGAUGGCCUGGUCGAAAGUGGUUUGAGAAAAUGCAUUUGUUGCAACGAACAAUGGGUUUCAAGAACUUGGGCCUGCGAGUUGUCUCAGAGCAUAUCAAUCAGUCCUCAGGGACCUGAUGCGCAAUUUCCGCAUUUGGGGUAUACAAAGGUUAAGGGCACUUCUGAUUCUGGGUCAGAAAGCCGAUUUUCGGAUACACAAAGUGCCGACACACUUAUACGUGAGGUGGAGAUAUUGGGCCCAGAUUUAGAGACUAAGUAUUUAUCCACAGAACCUCAAGUUCUGUCUAUGGCUGAUGAUGCUCCAGCUCCUCCUCAAGUCAAAACUUCAUUUUACAAAUCUGUGGACCCUACCGAUUCACGUCAUACUGUAGAACCCAAGGCAGCCCUUGAGCAUGGAUCGGGGGAAAUGAAGUGGAAGCAAGGUGACCAUAAUAAUGACAUUUGCAAACCAUACGAGACUAUAUCCUUUUCAGAGGUUCUUCCAUCUCCGGAUAUUGAUGGGACCCAAUAUGAUGAAUCCAAGGGACCUGAUCCCACGAAUGCUUCAAGACCGGAGACCAACAAGCCGCAAUCUCUCGACCUCGGUGAUGCUUACAGAUUAGCGGUCACUGGCACCCGAGGCAGACAACUUUCCGGAAAGUUCCUAGAACAACAGAAGUCAAUGGCUGAGUCAACUAGAGCCAGUGAGGACCUGAAACUCCUGCUGUCCCAGUUAUCAGCCGCUAACAGUGAAGACCAAACGAUCCAGAGGCGAAUCUCGCUCGAGAGGAACGAGUCCGGAUUAUCCCUCGAUGGAACCACAUUGAGUGAAAUCGAGGGCGAGAGCUCGGUGGACAGAUUAAAACGACAGGUUGAGCAUGACAGGCGAAUAAUUUCGGGUCUGUAUCGGGAGCUAGAGGAGGAGAGAAGUGCCUCGGCAGUUGCUGCCAGCCAGGCAAUGGCCAUGAUUACUCGACUGCAGGAGGAAAAAGCGGCUUUACAUAUGGAGGCUCUGCAGUACUUGAGAAUGAUGGAGGAACAAGCUGAGUACGAUGGGGAGGCGCUGCAGAAGGCUAAUAUUCUGCUUGCUGAGAAGGAGAAAUUGGUUCGGGAGCUCGCGUCCCAGCUUGGGCCAUCUGAAGCCCAGCAAGCUGACUUGUCGACUUCCGAUUAG
Messenger RNA from Striga hermonthica, 1530 nucleotides. NCBI's taxonomy places the organism in Eukaryota, Viridiplantae, Streptophyta, Magnoliopsida, Lamiales, Orobanchaceae. The record is from the annotation of a GenBank genome assembly.